CCAAUGUAUUUAAACGCGCUCUAUUUCUCUCGUCCACUUUUUUUCUAACCACCCAACCCCACACAGAUUUCCGUCACUUUAAUCUAUCCCAAGUCGCAGUCGCAAGCCAACCAUGUCCCUCAAAGAUUGCCUCCAAAGAUCGUUGAUCAUCUAUGCAGUCAUCUGUAUGACUCUCUUGCCAUCGGUUCAGCUUUCAAAACUGCAAAAACGAAAUGGUCGACAUAACUGCGAUAUGCAAUAUAUCAACGUGCCAGGCUCAACUGAGGAUGCAACAUGCAUAGGCACCGACAACAUCAAGUAUAACUGUAAGGAGGGGUCUUGCACAAAGGGCUUUAAAUUCCUUUGCAAGCACAUCAGUCAACCGGACACCGGCUUAGUGGGAGACUUCACCUAUAUCAGCCCAGAUCGUUAUAUGACCGGGCCCUUCUAUAUUAGUGAGCAUAUCCGGACUAUCAUUCUGGGUUGGGCUACAUGUAUACCUAAAGGCCAUCGUGAAUGA
Molecule: messenger RNA, 499 nt
Organism: Puccinia graminis f. sp. tritici CRL 75-36-700-3
Lineage: Eukaryota; Fungi; Basidiomycota; Pucciniomycetes; Pucciniales; Pucciniaceae
Exons: 3
Coding region: 113-499 (128 amino acids)
Source: RefSeq, a predicted model, not a curated record